Molecule: messenger RNA, 2502 nt
Organism: Danaus chrysippus (African queen)
Lineage: Eukaryota; Metazoa; Arthropoda; Insecta; Lepidoptera; Nymphalidae
Source: the annotation of a GenBank genome assembly
AUGAGACGUAACAGGGACUUUGGUGUCAUGCAAAACAACGGUCCGCUCAUGACCGAACAUUUACGUGAUUUAGACAUAGAAUUGGAACUUCUAAAGCGCAAGCGAGAGAUCUUACAACAAGAACAAAACAUGAUAUCUAGGAUUUCGAGGCAGAAUUACGAGCAAGCAACUAGCUCGUUUAGGCAUGAACAUAGUCAGUUUCAACCUCAGCAAGUUGAAGUAACUAACUUCUCUAAUUUGUAUGAAGCUCAAGGCUCUAAUCGUAAUUUCCGUCAGAACCUGAAGCGUCAGAACCAAUCUAAUUGGCAGGUUCCCAAUCCUCCUAAACGUUUCAACGCCCCGCGGGCCGUGAACCCAUGGCAGGAUGAUUCGGUACAAGGGCAACGGAAAGUUUUCCAACCCCCCAAAAACACUUUCACGCCCCUACCGCUAAUGUCCAUAAAGCCUGGCAUAAGUCAGCGCAUGAAACGCGAUAACCCAAAGCGAAGGGAUUUCCAACCCUCGAAAAUAACGAAAUCCAAACCAAAAAAAGACAACCAACCCCAAGCCAGAUCACAGCCCGUUAAGAUAGUUAAUCACCCAACAAACGAAGCUAAGAAUUUAGUUUCGGACACAAAGAAAGCUUCAGAGCCUAUUGAGGAUCAGAUCUUGCAUCCCGAUAAACAGCUAUCAUUGCAAAUGAGGGGGCGGCUUGAGCUUGCGUUGGGUUCGAUCCUGAAAGAGUUACGCCUAGAGCUAGCCAGCGAUCCCGAUGUAUCGGAGUAUUUCGCUACGCAUUACAUCCAACGGAUCGUAAAACGCAUGAUACGUUCCCGUAUAAGGGAUGUCAUGAUGGGUAAAGCCAUUGGCACCAUAAAUGACAUUCUGGACAACUACCGCCGAGCGUAUCCAAAGGAAACCGAUCUCGAUAUAAUAAAAACUGUCAAAGAGGCCCAAGCCUACAGCAGUAAGAAUCUGAGUGUAACGCAUCUCAUUGAAUCAGACAAUCCCCAGGAUUUCUUCAGGAUGAAUAUGACUCGUAUACUCAGCAACAAAUUGGAAGAUCUGUUCACCACUAUGGAAACAUUAUAUGAGAAUAAAGACAAAGAGAUCAUUGAGAGCAUCAACAAAUUGCCCGAACCGGAUAAAUCUGCUAACACCAAAGAUACAGAUGAAUACAAUGAGAAGGUUAACUUGCAACUCAUAUUGGACAAUUUCUUUGAACGAGUAAAAGAUGAUAACGAACUCGUGAAAGCAUUGGGAGGUAGAAUCGAUAAAGCUAAGCAUUACAUUGACUUCAUGGAUAAAUUGAUUGUGGAGAGACUGCCCAAAGUUCUGCCUAAAUUCAAGGAUAUGAUUUUAAACAUACUCUAUCACGAUAGAGAUUUCAUCGGUGCAAAGGUUAUGGUUAUGAAUGAGAUGAAGAAAAAGGGUUACCGUUGUACAGUAACAGCAGAUGAAUCUGUACAACAGAAAGAAAAUGAAGCUGAGAUUAUAGAAGAAACGGAUAAAAAUGAAAAUAAAUCUGUAGAACCGCCUAAAGAGACUGCUAUUGAUAAAACAACAAAUGUUACUGCAACUACUACUAACGAAAUAUAUUAUGUUAAGCUCAUAGGACGCCCUAAACUACCAGCUCGAGCGGAAAUCUGUGAAUUCUUGAAUCCUUUCAACACUAAAUCCAUCAAGAAACAUAAGACUAUCAACAAUUUGCUUGUAUUAACAUUCACUAAUAAAGAUGACUAUGACAGAAUAUUGGCUGCCAAUGAAACUGUUAUUGGUGAUGCAACACUCAUUAUAAAAGCAAGCGAACAAGUACUGUCUAAUAAGUCAGUUAAUCAGAGUUCGUCGGAAAAGAAAUGUGAAACUCAAAAUAAAUCAGAAAAGAAGGAAGAAUCUUUAAACUCAUCUUCUAACGAAGCUCCAGAUGACUGUUCUAUAUCAAAUGAUUUGGACAAUCAAAUUAAUAGUUUGCUUACCUCUAUAAGACAAGCAGAUGAAGAUGUUAGUUCAAAUUCUAAUAACAUUAACGAAAAUGAAGAUAUAUCUUUAGAUAAAUCUUCUGAAGUAACCGAGAAAAUGGAUGUUAGCGAUGAAAAUACUGAAACCGAUACAGUCAAAGUUAAUGAUGAACUUUCUCAAAAUAAUGACAAAUUGCCUACUGAUAAAGGUGAAAGUAUCAAUACAACUGAUGUAAAACAUGAAGAUUCUACUGAGAAAUCAAAUAUUGACGAAGAAAAUAUUAAAUCAUGUGAUGAAAAGGAUGAUAAUCAAAACAAAACUGAUUCUACUGAGGAAAUUGAAACAAAAACAUCUGAGAUUACAAAUGAUGAGAAAGAAAUGAACACUAAAUGUAAUAUAACAGACGAUUCAAAUGAAUUAAAUGUUGAAAAGAAUAAAAUUGAAGAAUUAAAGAACAAAGUUCCUGGACGUUCUACACCUACUAGGUUUUCAUCGAGACUAGCGAGCACACCCUCUACAAUUACAACAAGAAGAGCUAGCAAACUAGCUCAGAAUAAUCCUUAA